This is a messenger RNA of Aspergillus tubingensis, 1974 nucleotides long. Its product is annotated as Zn(II)2Cys6 transcription factor. The record is from RefSeq and is a predicted model, not a curated record. Gene Ontology annotation, biological process: DNA-templated transcription; regulation of DNA-templated transcription. The transcript has 6 exons. The coding region runs from base 1 to 1974 and encodes 657 amino acids. Gene Ontology annotation, molecular function: DNA binding; carboxy-lyase activity; zinc ion binding. Lineage: Eukaryota; Fungi; Ascomycota; Eurotiomycetes; Eurotiales; Aspergillaceae.
AUGGGCACUCCGAUAAAUCGCGAAGAGAUCGACCGCGUGCUGCAACAGAAACGCAAUCAGCGCGAGGCUCGAGCGUGUUAUCCUUGCCGCCAGCGCAAGGUGAAAUGCGACAGCACUCAGCCCUGUCGAACAUGCCGUCGACGGGGCCAUCCCCAAAUAUGUGUGUAUGAUCAAGAUUCCUCUGGGUCUAAAAAGUCCCGUAAUACCAGCCAAAGACGUUCCUCGGCUGCUCCUCGCGGACCAAACCAGACAUCAGUCGCUGAACAGGGACUCGAUGCCGAGCCACAAACUCUGCCCUCAACACGCAGUUUACCAGAGGUUCAGACGGAGACAAGGCAGUACUAUAAUACUCGUAUCCCAUCUUCCGAUGGUCCCGAUAAUGACAUUGUCUACUCGGGCGACAACUCGGUAUUAUCUUAUUUGCGUAAUCGCACGCAAGAUACCAAUGGCUCCAUGACCCGUGAGGUGGGCUCUGUUCUAGGCCUGCAAAAUACUUACGGUAGCUAUCCGUUUAUGGACUUCCGAACGCCUCAGGACCGGUGGAGGGAGCUUCUACGAAUCAUCCCACAGCGAACGGAACUCUUGAAGUUCUUUCAUUUCUAUAGAAUAUCAGCCCACCCUUUCAACCCUAUCAUACUUGACAUCGAGAGAUUCGAGCAGGAUGUGUGUUCAUACCUCAAUGCUCUUGCAGCAGGAGAGCUGCAGAACACUUCACAGAUUUGUGAACGUUGGGCCACUGAUCGGUCUGUCGGGAUGAUUAGCCUGCUACUUGCGGCCUUGGCUUCUGGUGCACAUUAUUCUGACCUGGAUUACAUGCAAAGGACCGAGCUAUACCAGGAUUUUGCCAAACGAUCCUUUCAGGCUCUUCGACUAGCCAACUUUCUCUUCCGUCCGACGAUGGACAUCAUACAAGCACUCUUGAUUAUAGGGAAUACUCUGCAAAACAAUGGCCAGUCUGAUGCAGCAUGGGCUUUGUUAGGGACAACAGUCCGUCUUGCACAGACAUUGGGUCUUCACACCGAAAAGAGUGUAGCACACCUACCGGACCAUGUCAAAUACAAAGCACGAAAGCUAUGGUACACUGUUGUUUGGCAAGAUUGCCUGCUCUGUUUAUGUUACGACCGGCCUCGUGUAGUCUCCAUGACUGGGUGGGCUCCAGAUUAUUCGAUUCUCUCCAGCAACGAACUUUCUUUUACGGAAGCCAUGUAUUUUCUAUGCCAAAUUGCGUUGAACAUGAUCACAACAGAUGGUCCCGAAAUACCGGAAAAUGCGCGACAGCUUGACAUUUUGGCCACGAUUGAUAGCCUCAACCAACGCACUCAGCCACAUUUGCGUGACCGCCAGGAAUGCAAAAGCCUCCAACACAACCUGGAGCACCUGGCUUUGCGAAUGCACAUGUCUCUAGCCAUUUCCGUCUUGACACGUCCAGCGCUGAAGCGCACUGUUAUGCAAGACGCGUCCUAUGAUAUUUUGCGCACCCGCGCCAAAAUGAGCCUGAUCGACGCUUCUAGGGCCUUUUUGGAUUUUCAGGCUCUUAGUGCUGUCCCCCUCCGAACCUGGUCAAUGGUGCACACAGUUCUAAGUUCCACUUUACUUCUCUGCAUUUGGGAGGAGACCCGAAAUGAUCCCGAGUGCCGUGAUUUACAGCAAAAGGUGAUUGAGGUCUUCUCUGCCGCAGGUUCAGUGGGCACAGUGGAGAACACAACAUCGGAGAACGGGCAAUGGCUAUCGGAACGGCAUAUACGGGCGUUAAUCACUCUGCGCAAUGCGGUUCGAACGGCAGUUGAACGUGAAAAGGGGGAAGCAAAUGUUGGGACAGAACGCGCGGAACAGCCCCAGCCAUUCUUUCCUGUCUAUGGUAUGCCGAACGGGAUCCCGGACGACUUCGGUCAAGACUUCUCACCAGCCAGCUAUCUUGACUCUAUCAUGAAUGUACCCAUGUUUGACUUAUCCAAAGAGCUGGGUUUUCUUUGA